UCCGCUUGCUAAAGUUGUCCGACUCCAUGUUAGCAGCAACACGGAGAGUAGUGUGCUCGUUACAGCAAGCCAAAGAUUUGUUGGAAAGUGGAGAUUUAACGGGAACAUAAAGCAUGUCAGGUGAUUUAAUUCAGAGGAUAAAGCUCUUGGAAGAUGAACUGGAAAAGCUCAGGUCCCAGCUGAAGGAAAAUACUGGAGAAGACGUGGGGAUGCAUUCCUGUUCAUCCCCCAGUGAAAGCUCGGACUUCGUGAUGUCUGAUGGGAACACCGGGAGCAGCAAGAAGAAGUCAGCCAAGAAGCGCCCCUUUGACUUCAGCUCACACCCCCGGCGCCAUGUGGCUCUGAAGCUGGCUUACCUGGGCUGGGCCUACCAGGGCUUCGCUGUUCAGGAGAACACGGACAACACGGUGGAGGCCAGGCUGUUUGAAGCGCUGCUGAAGACACGACUGAUUCAGGACCGACAGAGCUCCAACUAUCACCGCUGUGGCCGAACUGAUAAAGGAGUCAGUGCUUUUUCUCAAGUUAUAACCAUUGACCUGCGCUCCUCCCAGUUUUGUGGAGGACUUGGCGUAACCCUCCCUGAAAAUCUCAAUCUCGGCACCAAAUCAAAAGCUUCCACCUCUGAGCUUCCAUACGUGAAGAUGCUGAAUAGAGUUUUGCCGCAGGACAUUCGGAUCUUGGACUGGGCAGCCGCAGAGCAAGGUUUCAGUGCGCGUUUCGACUGCCAGUCCCGCACGUACCGCUACUACUUCCCCCGAGGGUCGUUGGAUGUAGAGCUGAUGGGAAAUGCUGCAAAACGAUACGAAGGAACGCAUGACUUUCGCAACCUGUGCAAAAUGGACGUGGGGAACGGGGUCCUGCAGUUUGAGAGGACCAUCUUGUCUGCCUCAGUCAGGCCUUUGCAGCCCCAGCAGGUUUCCAGCACAGAGCAAUAUGAUCUGUUUGUGUUUGAGAUCAAAGGUUUAGCCUUCCUUUACCACCAGGUACGUUGCAUGAUGGCGGUGCUUCUUUUGAUAGGACAGAAGCUGGAAGCUCUGGAGAUAAUCAAUCAACUGCUGGAUGUAGAGAAAAACCCCAGAAAGCCUCAAUACAGGUUUGUUCUUCUGGCUUGCAGCAUGGCAGUGGACUACCCUCUGGUUCUGUACGACUGCCACUUCGAUGGUUUAACCUGGCAGCAGGAGGCGGAGGAGGUUAGCCACGUCCUGUCGUCACUACAGCGACACUGGACGCAGAGCGCUGUCAAAGCCCAGGUUCUGCUCGGGAUGAUCCGGGGUUUGGAGGAGAGAGGUGGUGUUUCUUCCAACCACUGCUGGUUGGUGGAAGGCAGCAGGCAGAAAAAUUACCGACCGCUGCUGGAGCGUCCAUGCUGCGAGAGCCUGGAGUCCCGAAUAAACCACUUUGUUAAGAGAGGAAGACUGGAGCGAGAGGAAGGAGAGAACGGAGAUGAAACGAUCCACAGAGGGAAAAAGUCCAAACACUCCUGCGAUGCCUCUUCUCCGUCUGGUUCCUCUGAGAUUCCAAAACAAACCGUGGAGCAGAAACAAGAGGAUUAACUUUCUAUUUUCCAGGACACUGACUGACUUGCAGGAUUUAAUUUUGUUAAUUUAAAAAAAUUUUGUUUUCUUUUCAGGAAACGGGUUUCAUUUUUCUUACUGUUGUUUUUAUUUGUGUAAGCAGAGGCUUGGCUUCACAUUAAACAUACCAUUGAGGUAAUUCUUGUUUUCAGUUUUUCUCUUUUAGGGAAGAUCAUUUAAAAAUGAUUUAAAGUAAUCCUCAAAGAAAUUAAACUUGCACUGCAAAAU
Messenger RNA from Xiphophorus maculatus (southern platyfish), 1802 nucleotides. It is a transcript of the gene pus3, whose product is annotated as tRNA pseudouridine(38/39) synthase-like. The transcript is spliced from 7 exons. NCBI's taxonomy places the organism in Eukaryota, Metazoa, Chordata, Actinopteri, Cyprinodontiformes, Poeciliidae. Bases 114 to 1553 code for a protein of 479 amino acids. The record is from RefSeq and is a predicted model, not a curated record. Gene Ontology annotation, cellular component: nucleus; cytoplasm. Gene Ontology annotation, molecular function: RNA binding; pseudouridine synthase activity. Gene Ontology annotation, biological process: mRNA pseudouridine synthesis; tRNA pseudouridine synthesis.